GCGAAUUACGGUCGAGUCUUCAUUGUUGGAUGCUUGCAGGGUUUGGUUUGUUAUUCUAAUUUUUGUUUGUUUUCGAGGAAAGAAAAGGUGAAAGAUGAAAUUGGCACCGCGCGAGCAUCGCACGCGCGCGGACUACCUCGUUGACAACGCCGACGCGCUGCAGCUCGGACGUAUCUUCUUGGGCUGGGGCAAAAAAAGGAGCCAUGCAAAGAAGGCUCGCACAGACGCGGUGAAGGACACGCAGACGACAGCGAAGACAGUCAGUAAAGCGGAGCCGAAGAAAGCCGCCACCCCGGCAAAAACAAGCGCCCGCCCCCCAGCCAAAAGGAGGCUGGCGACGGGCGCGGCGCAGCGCCUCGUGGCAAAGACGACGGCAUCACCGCCAUCUCGUCGCCGACCCUCUCCUUCCAAAACCGCGGCGCCGCCCGCAAAGAAGGCCGCGCCCGCUGCCAAGGCCCCGUUCCCCCGGCCGCCAGCACCAGCGCUGCCAACGCCGCGCCAGCCGGCUUCCCUGGUAAAAAGCCACCGUUCCAAAGCGGUCUCCACCGCGAAGCCACGUGCGCGUCGCUCGGCCGCGCCGCCGGUCAUUCCCAAACCGGUCCCGACGCCAGCUCUUCCCGCCCACACGCCGGGCGACGCCGCGGAGAACGCGGGCAACAGCCAGCUGGUGAGCAUCACCGUGCGCACCAUGAACGGCAGCAGCUUCCGCCUCGUCUUGACGGCGGACACAAUUUUGUACGAGUUAAAGCGCCAGAUUCUUGGUGUGGUUGCGCCUGGGCCGACAGAGCCGAACAUUUUUCAGCGGCUGCCGAUGCUCGUUAUGAACGGGCGGGCACUCAUGCCGGACAACGCCACCCUGCGCUCCCUGCGCUUCACGCCCCUUUCUACCGUCUACUGUUUCCCGGAGCCGAGUUGA
Leptomonas pyrrhocoris is the source of this 916-nucleotide messenger RNA. RefSeq lists its product as hypothetical. The record is from RefSeq and is a predicted model, not a curated record. Gene Ontology annotation, molecular function: protein binding. NCBI's taxonomy places the organism in Eukaryota, Euglenozoa, Kinetoplastea, Trypanosomatida, Trypanosomatidae. The transcript has a single exon. Bases 95 to 916 code for a protein of 273 amino acids.